GUAGUAGCUACUGGAACUCACUCUCACAGUCUCACUCCCUGCUGCUUAGAUGCCUGAAAAGACGAAUUUGUCCUUACCUUGUUCUUCAGUGUUGCCAACUGAAAUUGCAGCACGCUAACUUGUCUUCUCUUCACCAUCUUGGCAUCAUUUUUCAGAAAAAAAAAUAAAAAAAGGGGAUUUGGUAACCCUUGAUGGAAAUGGUGGUGAUGCAUGGUCGGGUAGUAAAGGUUGAAGCUGUGGAGGGAGACUUGCGGUGGUUCUGAUUUCUGUUCAUAAUACUCUGAUGUCAUUCAUGUCUGGAGAGAGUGAAACUGUGUCGUUUCAAGCCUCUGAAACUCAAAAUACAAUUCAAAGGAUUCUACAAUCAUGCUUUAAACUGGUUGAGGCUGGCGAUAUCCAUGAGUCUGACAGCACAAUCUCAGAGCUUGUCAACUUCCUUGAUUCUUUAUCGGAUGCCGCUCUUUCAUACCCAAAUAAUGAGCCUGCGCAGAAUGAUGCAUUUGAUGCUCUCACUGAGAUCCAUCAAUAUAUAUGUUCUCCUUCUCUUGCCCAGGAAGCUGUUGAUGCCCAUUCCUUUGAAUUACCAAAGGCCGUCUCCAAGUUUUCUUAUCAAUUUCUAAAGAAAUGUGGUCUAAGGGAUAUGCUUUCAAUUCUUUGUAAUACACUAGGUUACUCAAGUAAUAUGACCAAGGCUGCCAGUUACAUUGUUCCUCCUUUGUCAGGGCUCUCAAAAGUCUUUACCUCCAACAAGAAGUGUCAUUUUGAGCAAGUACAACUGGUUGUUCCGAUCAUUCUGAAUGUUUUGAAGGCUGUGGCUUUGGAUUCAUAUGACUCAGAUGAUACAGAACUUGAAAGUGUAUUUCAUAGAGCUGUUGGGAUUCUAAAUUCUAUAUAUGAAGUUUGCAAUAAGUUGGGCGGUGUUUCAAAUGAGAAGUUCUGA
This is a messenger RNA of Arachis ipaensis, 940 nucleotides long. The record is from RefSeq and is a predicted model, not a curated record. NCBI's taxonomy places the organism in Eukaryota, Viridiplantae, Streptophyta, Magnoliopsida, Fabales, Fabaceae.